CGCUAGACGAACAAAAUGGAAGGAAUUCUAUCCAAAACGCAACAAUUGCUGUACAAUUAUCUCGAAAACCUAGGCCAUUCAAUAACCAUUAAAAUGUUGGAUAAAAAUCUGUGCCAAAUGGGUGAUAUGCUCGUCAAGAGCAAAACGGACAGUGAAUUGCUGCUGGACGAGCAAGCCCUGAUAGCGGCUAGCAAACUGUGGCCACUUCCUAUAUCUGCCAUUGCGAGCUGCGGCAACAGUGCCAACAUUUGGUUAGAUCGCACCACUGCCUUCCGCACCGCUCUUUCACUGAAGGAGUGGAACGGCAGCAAUCGAUCAAUGAACGGGGCAAAAGUUUACGUCGAGCAACCAACCGUCAACGAAUACAACACCAUUUCGAUGACGGAAUUCCGUGCCAACAUCUUGCGAAGUACCAUCAAGAAAUGUUUCCUUUAUGGUGGCUAUAGCCUUAUCGAAAAGACGGAUCUGCUUGACAACGAUGUUCCUUCCGACGUGAUGCACGUGAAGGUCGUUUAUCAAAGAAGCAAGCCUAGUCCCGAAUCACAGAUGGAAGUUCUAUGCGGAGUUGUGCUAACCGGAUCGGAAACACAGAAUGCGGCACAGUACAUACAGCUGCGAGCAAAUGAUAUGCAUCUGACAGCGUUACAUCGGUACGGUUUGCGUAUGCCGGACACCAGCAAGCUAUGGGAGCUUGUUUCGAGCCUGGGACGUUCGGCAGCGAUCGUCGAUAUGUUGCAGUCCAAGCACACCAACGUGAUUGAUAUGAGAACACAGCGGGAAUUGAUGCGCAACCAUUGCACAUCGAAAGGGGCUUCCUUCAUCCUGUACAACUAUGCACGGUUGGCAACGAUUCUCAGAAAACAUGCCAAACUUGUGCAAAACGGCCAAGCACUGGACAUUCCCCCGGUGUAUGAGAUUGACUUUUCGUUGCUAACCGAGCCGGAAGAAUGGCAGCUACUGUACGCGUAUUUAUUGCGUUUCCCGGACACAGUACGACUUACGACCGGAUAUGGAAAGUCACCACAAAUAGCUCCGUACCACAUGCUCAACUUUACCCUGUGUAUGAUCAAGUGCCUCAGCAAGUACUAUCGUAGAGUAAGAAUUUUGACCGAUGCAAGACCCAAACUGCAACCCAUAAUGUCUGCUAGGUUGUGCUUAAUUAGUGCAGUUUUCGAUAUGCUAAAGGUGAUACUGGACAUAUUCGAUAUGGAACCGGUUGAAGAAAUGUAG
This is a messenger RNA of Anopheles maculipalpis, 1230 nucleotides long. Its product is annotated as DALR anticodon-binding domain-containing protein 3. Gene Ontology annotation, biological process: tRNA C3-cytosine methylation; arginyl-tRNA aminoacylation. NCBI's taxonomy places the organism in Eukaryota, Metazoa, Arthropoda, Insecta, Diptera, Culicidae. Gene Ontology annotation, molecular function: ATP binding; arginine-tRNA ligase activity; tRNA binding. The coding region runs from base 16 to 1230 and encodes 404 amino acids. The record is from RefSeq and is a predicted model, not a curated record. The transcript has a single exon.